CGCGAAAGAAGUAAAACCGAUACCAACUUGGUAUCAGCUUCCAAACACGAAGAGAUUUUGCGUAAAAUCGAAACACUCAAUGCCGUCACGGAUAGUAAUCGUGUGCUGCGCGAAGAACGCAAUGCUCUAACGCAACGCGUUAAGGAAUUAAAUGAUCGCAUUAGCGCCUUGGAGGAUGAAUUGUUCCCAUUGCAAAAUCAAAAUCGUGAUCUGAACACGAAGAUUGAAGAAAUACAAUCUGAAAAUAGUAGUCUCCGCACCGAAGCAUUGAAAUGGCGUCAACGAGCAAAUGUUUUGGUUGAGAAGAGUAAUAAGAAUCCCGAAGAAUUUAAACGUCUCCAAUCGGAACGUGAAAAUCUGGCUAAAAUGUUAACAGCCGAAAAGGAACAAAUUAAAUCGCUCACUGAGGAGCUGCAGGCUCUGAAGGGAGACAAAACCAAAUUUGAUGGUGAACUGGCUUCGUUGGAGAGACAGGUCCAUAUGUUAACCGAAGAGAAGAAGAGUUUGACAGCUGAUGUCACAACCAUGAAGGUAACCAAUUCUCGCCUAAUGCAGGAGGUUAUGGAAAUGAAAAAUAAACUCCUGGCCAAAGAAGAAGCUGUUCAGAAAAUCACCGAAGAUUUGGAAGCUAAGGAACAUCAAUUGCAAGAUUCCAAGAACAAGGAGGUGCAAAUACGUAAAAUUGCCAAACGUUAUAAGGAUUCCUAUUUGGAGUUGUUGAAUAAGACUCCAGCUUCGGCAGCAGGUGGUGAAGGAGGAGCAAAUGCCAAUGCAUCAGGUCAAGAGAAUAUAGAUGCUACCGCUGGGGCCGGCAACGCUGCUGGUGAAGGUGCUGCCACUGCCUCAAAUGCUGAAUUGGAACAACAUCGCUCAACAAUUGAAAACUUGAAUGGUGUGAUUCGUACAAUGCAGGAAGAAAACGAAAAGAUCCGCAAGGACUAUGAAGAGCUCAAGGCUUCCGUUGAGAUUGAUGAACGUACGAAGACAUUGUUGCGUGAGGCCAAGAGCCACAUUGUCAAUUUGACAGAAUCGCGUAAUGUGGUUAGCACUGAAUUGGCUGCCACCAAAACAAAAUUGUUGCAAAAUAAUGAAGCUCACGAAGCUAAAAUUAAUGAACUGCAGUCGCAAUAUGAUGCCACAUUGCAGAGAUUAGAGCGUGAGCUAUUAGAACAGAAUAAUCGCAACAAGGAAGAUGUACAACGUCUGACCAGAGAAAAUGAAUCGCUUAUAAUACGCAUCAAUCAAUUAAAUCGCCAGCUGGGCUUACAGCAAUCCGCCAAACCGUCCACAAGCUCUGUGGCCAUAUCCGAUAAGGGUACCAUAUCUGAUUCCUCGCCCAGAACUGCAAAUGUCAAACCCAUGUCUGGUACCGCAUCGGUACAACAAUCCGCCACGGUAACACCAUGGCGUGGUGGUGAGACACCAUUGGCCAGUAUACGACCAAUUUCUGUGCAGAACACCCGAACUGCAGCCAUCUUGCCCACAUCUCAACAAAGUUCUGCAGGAUCCACAGCUGUUGUGGCUGGUACUUCCACAUCGACUUCGUCCACUUCGUCGACCUCCACACCAUCUUCAACACCAAGUUCGGCGACGGGAAGCAGCAACACUGCUUUGGUGCCACCACAACAACAAGUCCAUACCACAGGCAGCGCCUCUUUGGAAACUAUGUCCUCUUCGCCCACAUCAUCACACACUGACUACAUGCCCUCAACUAGCAGCUCAGCCUCGGUGGCUGUUGCUGCCAUACCACCGAUGGGUUCGGCUGCCUCAGCUGCAGAGAGCUCCCAGGAAGCUGAAAGUAUCCAGCAACCCCAACAAAAUGAACCCCAGCCACAUGUCAGUGGUGGCAAUGUAAACCAGGUGCAAGUGGUGGCAUUAGUUUCUCCGCGAGUUGAAGGUUCCAGUGCAGCCCCCUCCGCACCCUCUGUAACAGUUCAAUUAAUGCAAGAUCCCAAUAACCCACAACCCAGUACAUCUCAGUCAUCAUCGGCCAUGUGUUCCUCUCACAUUGCUGUAAGUAGUCACAAUCGACAUACACCUUCCAGCAGCAAUGUGACCACCACUCAGGCGGGUACCUCUGCCGGUCACAAACGUCCACGUGAAUUGGAAGGAGAUUCGUCGACCACGGGAGAUGAUGCCGACAAGGGGACAUCAUCCAAACAUCCAAAACGGAUGAGGGCUCCCAUGCAUAGUGCAGAGGCUGCUGUAAUGACUGCUGCCGGUGUUUCAGAUUCGGGCAUCGAUGUUGACCAGGUACCUACCUCUUCGCAAAGGGAUCAGGAAGAUGAUGUAGUGGUGUUAGAUUCUGAGGAAGAUGAUGGUAUGGCUGAGGCGGAGGCCGAUGAAGGUGGUCCCGCCGAUGCUGAUGGUGAACAUGAAGUCUACGAGGAUUAUGAUCAAGAUCAGGAUAUGGAUGAAAAUGAAUGUCCCGAGGCCAACGAAGGAAAUGCUGAAUUGGGUGAAGCCGAUAACAAUGAAGUUGAUGUUGAUGAGGAUAUGGAGAAUAAUGGUCAAUGUAGUUCCGCUGGUGCUGUGGGACAAGCUGAUGCUGAUCCUUAUGCCACGGGUGCCAGUACAAGUGCAGCAGCUGCUGCUGCCUUGGCCAAGGCCCAUAGCCAGGAUAAUAAUCAACAAAGUCAGGCCAUAAGCAGUGGUAGUGGCGAGACUCCGGUCAGAAAGCAAACCAACACAUUGAGUCGCCAACAGAAAGCCACAUUGGUGAAAUUGCAACAGGGAGCCCAAGGAGGAGCAGGAGAGGCCGGCAAUAAUGAAACAUCAGAAACUUCAGCGGCCAGGCGUUCGGAAAGUUCUGAAAUUGUCAGUUCUCCACAAGAUUCCAAAUUUGGUUAUGGCACCACGGAUACGACUACCACCACCUCAAAUACUGCUCAACAAUCUGAUGAUGUGUCAGCCGAUGUGGGUCAAGAAAAUCCUGAUGUUGCAGCCGAUGAUAGUGAAGCUGGUGCAGGGGGAGAGUUUUUAGGCGAAGAAUACGAUGAUGAAAAGAAGAGUGGUGAUGUUACCUCUGAAGAAGCUCAAAAAGGUUUAAAUGAAGAGGGUGUUGAAGGCGAAGAGGAUGAUUUCAAUGAAGAGGGCGGUGAAUCUGUUGAGGCAUCCGAAAAUGUAGACAGUGAAAGUCACCUAAGCAGUGGAGCCACUCAAUCAGAAGAUGUACAACAAAAUCAAAUUGAAGCCACCUCAGAAGAAAAUGAAGGUGCCGAUGGAGUUUCCUCCGAAGGUGAAAAACAAGCUGUUGAAGAAGUAGAGGAAGAAGGACGUGAAGCUGAAGCCUCCACAUCACCCUCCAUUAAUACACGAUCCAAGGCCACCAAGGGUAUGACAGCGAAUCGUAGACCACAACGUGGUUUCCAUCGUGGUGGUGGUGCCAACAGGCCCACACCCAUUGUCUGGCAGGAAUCACCGGGUAAUUCACAACGCAACACUUCUCCCAGUCAGCGGGGCCAACAAGAUCAACAACAGCAGCAACAAGGUGGCAGUCCAGCCCGCGGCGGUUUUGGCAAUCAACGGGGCCAAAGAGCCCGUCGCAUGAGACGGCCUGCUGGCAAUUUUACAAAUAGAUUUUAAAU
Musca vetustissima is the source of this 3587-nucleotide messenger RNA. Its product is annotated as nucleoprotein TPR-like. The record is from RefSeq and is a predicted model, not a curated record. Gene Ontology annotation, biological process: mRNA export from nucleus. Gene Ontology annotation, cellular component: nuclear pore. The annotation marks the transcript as partial. Gene Ontology annotation, molecular function: structural constituent of nuclear pore. The transcript has 5 exons. NCBI's taxonomy places the organism in Eukaryota, Metazoa, Arthropoda, Insecta, Diptera, Muscidae.